AUGUCCGUGCCACGCGAACGAAUGAAAAACCUGAGUAUUCACCGUCCGAUCAUCUAUGGCAACGUUGCGUCGGUGCUUACGCCCAAACAACGCGAACAACUUGCUGCGACUGCGCCAGACCACACGCAUACAUGGACUGUCGCGGUCCGAAGCGCCGCCACCGCCGCUGACCAAGACCCAGAGAGCACAAUGGUGGGCGGAGCGGACGACUUGGGGUACUUCAUCAAACGGGUGACGUUCAAGUUGCACGAAACGUAUGCAAACCCAGUGCGAAAUAUUGACAGACCGCCUUUUGAGGUGACGGAGACUGGCUGGGGUGAAUUCGAGAUCCAAAUCAAGAUAACAUUCGUCGCCGACGCCGCAGAGAAGCCUAUCACGUUCUACCACCACCUGAAGCUGCAUCCCUGGCCAGCACCCGGCGAGCCCGAAAUCCCACCCCUCGAUGUCGCGGUCAAGCUUGGUCCGGUGCAUAGUUGGCAAUAUGACGAGUUAGUCUUCAACGAGCCGUUCAACACGUUUCUGGACACGCUCACGAAACAUCCUCCCACGCCGCUCGUCAAGAUUCGCAGGAAGCCUGUCCCGUUCCAUCUGGCCCAUAUGCAGGGACUGGCAGCAAGCAGAGGCGGUACUCCGGAGUUUACGCAACAAAUGGAAAGAGAGGAGGCUGACAGGCUCGAAGAUGCACAGCGGAAUCUUCUGGCUGAUGAAGAUAAAUGGAAACUGAGGUUGAUAGAAAAGGAGAGGGAGUUAGAGCAGUUGAAGAGGCUCGUGGAGGAGAGAGGCUAG
Molecule: messenger RNA, 786 nt
Organism: Mycena indigotica
Lineage: Eukaryota; Fungi; Basidiomycota; Agaricomycetes; Agaricales; Mycenaceae
Exons: 4
Coding region: 1-786 (261 amino acids)
Biological process (GO): regulation of transcription by RNA polymerase II; chromatin remodeling
Cellular component (GO): NuA4 histone acetyltransferase complex; Swr1 complex
Molecular function (GO): histone binding
Source: RefSeq, a predicted model, not a curated record